Molecule: messenger RNA, 1762 nt
Organism: Cyanistes caeruleus (blue tit)
Lineage: Eukaryota; Metazoa; Chordata; Aves; Passeriformes; Paridae
Gene: FBXL7
Product: F-box and leucine rich repeat protein 7
Biological process (GO): SCF-dependent proteasomal ubiquitin-dependent protein catabolic process
Cellular component (GO): SCF ubiquitin ligase complex
Molecular function (GO): protein binding
Source: RefSeq, a predicted model, not a curated record
GGGCCGGGCCAGGCUCUGCUGAGGCACUGGGCCUUCCCAGGAAACCCUCCAGGUCCCGUUCUGGCGGGGUAGCUUCCCAGGGGAGUCGAGCCCUUCCCGGGGAACCCACCAAGCCCUUUCCAGCAGCACUGGCAGGCUGGCCUCGGCUCAGCUGAAAUUCUGCUGCUGCUGAGUUUCAGCAGAAACUGCCGGGCAGGGGGAGGGGGAGCCAUUGGCCCGUGGCGGGCUGCCUCUGAGUGCUGGCCUGGCUGCUGAGAUCCCAGUGCAGCCACCAAAAAAUCAUCCAGCAUAAACAGCUCCAGCCUCUGCCCCUGGCAGAGAUGUCAGGACCAUCUCCAGGCCCCAGAUUCCGACCUGAGCAUGCGCACGCUCAGCACACCCAGUCCAGCGUUAAUAUUUCCACCAAAUUCCCCUGGGUUCCAAAAUGGCAGAGGUUCGUCGACGUCUUCAUCCUCAGUCACUGGGGAAACCGUUGCCAUGGUCCAUUCGCCGCCUCCGACCCGUCUCACCCAUCCUCUCAUCCGGCUGGCAUCCAAGCACCAGAAGGAGCAGGCCAACAUAGACCGGCUGCCCGACCACUCCAUGAUCCAGAUCUUCUCCUUCCUGCCCACUAACCAGCUGUGCCGCUGUGCCCGCGUGUGCCGCCGCUGGUACAACCUGGCCUGGGACCCGCGGCUUUGGAGGACUAUUCGCCUGACUGGCGAGACAAUCAACGUAGACAGGGCUCUCAAAGUGCUGACGCGGAGGCUUUGUCAGGAUACUCCCAACGUAUGUCUCAUGUUGGAGACGGUAAUUGUUAGUGGCUGCAGGCGGCUCACAGACAGAGGACUCUACACCAUUGCCCAGUGCUGUCCAGAACUGCGCAGGCUGGAGGUGUCUGGCUGUUACAACAUCUCCAAUGAGGCGGUCUUUGACGUUGUGUCGCUGUGCCCAAACCUGGAACAUCUGGAUGUGUCAGGCUGCUCCAAAGUAACGUGCAUCAGUUUGACUCGCGAAGCCUCCAUCAAGCUGUCUCCCUUGCACGGGAAGCAAAUCUCCAUCCGCUACCUGGACAUGACAGACUGCUUCGUCCUGGAGGACGAAGGACUGCACACCAUUGCCGCCCACUGCACUCAGCUGACCCACCUGUACCUGCGCCGCUGCGUCCGCAUCACCGACGAGGGGCUGCGCUACCUGAUGAUUUACUGCACAUCCAUCAAGGAACUGAGCGUCAGCGACUGCCGCUUCGUCAGCGACUUCGGCAUGCGGGAGAUCGCCAAGCUGGAGUCGCGUCUCCGAUACCUGAGCAUCGCUCACUGCGGCCGCAUCACGGACGUGGGCAUCCGAUACAUAGCCAAAUACUGCAGCAAGCUGCGCUACCUCAACGCGCGGGGCUGCGAGGGCAUCACGGACCACGGCGUGGAGUACCUCGCCAAAAAUUGCACAAAACUCAAAUCGCUGGACAUCGGCAAGUGCCCGCUGGUCUCAGACACCGGCCUGGAGUUUCUAGCCCUCAACUGCUUCAACCUAAAGCGCCUGAGCCUGAAAUCCUGCGAGAGCAUCACUGGGCAGGGCCUGCAGAUAGUGGCUGCCAACUGCUUUGACCUGCAGAUGUUGAACGUGCAGGACUGCGAAGUCUCUGUGGAUGCUCUGCGAUUUGUUAAACGACAUUGCAAGCGCUGUAUUAUAGAGCACACCAACCCUGCUUUCUUCUGAAGGGACACCCCACACCUGUCAUUGCAAUGCAGUAUUAAAAACACUGAUGUAUAAACACACGCUCCCA